Papaver somniferum (opium poppy) is the source of this 591-nucleotide messenger RNA. RefSeq lists its product as uncharacterized. The record is from RefSeq and is a predicted model, not a curated record. The transcript has 3 exons. NCBI's taxonomy places the organism in Eukaryota, Viridiplantae, Streptophyta, Magnoliopsida, Ranunculales, Papaveraceae. Bases 1 to 591 code for a protein of 196 amino acids.
AUGGAUGAUUUUAAGAGGAGGAGGAAUCAAAUACCAACAUUUGGGAACUGGGAUUAUUUCUCAGAUGGUACUACUGGGACACCAAUUACACAGUGUUUCGGAUCAGUUAGAUACAGUUGUGUUGCUGGUGACCAUAGGGAUUUGUAUGGUGCUGCAGGUGCUCAUGAUUUUCUUUACUCUAAUCAUAUUCCUCCUCAUACUUAUCACCAUCCUCUUAUCAAACCACCACCACCGAACUUUACUGUUGUUUCUCGCAGAAAGACUAAGGGAGGAGUACCAAGGGAGAAACUUUACCACAACAACAACAAUAAUAGGAGUAUGAAAGAUCAAAAAAAGCAUGGUAGGGUACAUGACGUGACUAGAUCACCGGCGGAACAUCGUCAUCAUCAUCAUCACUCAUCAAAGAUUCCAAAUGAAGUUGAACGAUAUCAUCAUCAUCAACAUUACAUCACCCCUCACCCACAAAGAAUUCCUCCUAAGGCUGUUGAUGAAGAUCUUUACAAAAUCCCUCCUGAACUUCUCUACAAAUCCAAAAGAAAGAAGAUAUUUGGAUUCUUCUCAUGCUUAGUACCCACUUGUGAUACUGCUUGA